AUGCGAGAAGUCAACUUCAGCAUUCCUAAUCUCAAUAAAGCAUCCGUUGGUAUUACGACCGCUCUUUAUGAUAGACGAGCGCUGGAUUGCACAUCAACUCUCCCUCUCAUAAAUUCUCUGAAUCACCUUGCCUAUCUUACUACUUCGUCGGCUCGCAUCAGGGAUAUUCUUACCGUCGAUGGAGGUAUCGAAAGGCUGGUAUGCAUACUGAAGGAUGGGCGGAACAAGGAUCUGAUGAGCAUGUGGAAAUGGAAUCUAGCAUUUCAGUGUGUCGUGAACAUAGGUGUGCGGGGUUCAGAAAACGUGCGAACUAGGGUAGUGGAGGCAGAUAUGGUCCCAGUCAUUGCAACAAUCUUGGACAAUUAUGUACAGGUUAUCGACAAACUACAGUCAAAGGCAGACGCAGCUAAUGCGAAGCGUACUGCUUCUGGUAGCCACUCAGUUCGGUCCCGCGACAACAAACCCCCUAAUUCUUUUUAUGAUCGACAUGAGAGGCCCUCAGGAGGAGACCGGGGGUUUAGGAGACAAGCACCGCCUGCGUCUAUUGAAAUACCUGCCUCACAGGCUUUAGAAAAUGUGCACGCCAACUCUCACCAAACACUUACUGUACCAAAUCCCGCAGAAAGGAUUGCUUAUAUUAGACAAUCUCACCCUAAUCGAACUCAUGAUAGUCGUCACCACUUCCACACAUAUCAUUCAGGAAUUCCUGCGCGCGAUCAGAGCGGACUACAGCCUUUGGCAGCUGCGCUCCCAGUAAUGGAUGUUAAUGUUGCAGGAUUUGGCCUGCGACCCAUUCGGGACACUGAAAGGCUACCAUCAAUGCUACAGGCCGGAAAUGUUUCUCAACCCGAAUCACCCACCACGCCUAAUCCUCCGCCUCCCACAUCAUCUAGCAGAACAAUUCGCCGAAGUAGCCGGCCAUCCAUUCGCCACCAGCGCUCGAUAUCGGGGGAAUCCGAUGAUCCGAAUGCAGACGAGAUUCCCAAUCCGUCAGGUGAAGUGGAGAAUGCAAACGAACCGAUUGUAGAUAUUCAGACGGGAGAGGACAUAGAAGGCAUAGAUGACCGCCAAACAAUCCUUGGUUCAGUGGAUGCUCCAAUGGGAUUGGCUGGCCCCCAUGGUACAGACACCCAAGAUACUGAAACAUUCAAUAUCACGCAUCGGUCGCCGAUAGAUGGCAGCAUCAUCAAUGCAGCAACCAAUACAAACCCCCCAACGGCUAAUCCACCUUUGGCCAUUCCAACAGCGUUUCAUUUUCCAUCUCGCUACCUUCAAGAUAGCUCAUCUUCGUAUUGCAACCUGCGAUCUUACUUCCAAAAAUCUCACCUAGUACCAAAACUCUCUAUCAGCGGCGAAAUUCACCUUCUGGACGAAGAACCAAGUAAUUUGGCUAGCCAAGAUCAAGAAUCCCUCGAAGAGCAAGAAGAGUAUCUCCUACCAGAUGAUUACAAUAUUUUUCCUCUCGUGGAGAAGUUCACUGUUCGACACCACCCUCCGGAUAUGCAGUACUGGGCAGGCGUAGUGAUGAGAAAUCUUUGCCGAAAGGACGACUCCCGAGGCGGAAUUCGACAAUGCGCAUAUUACGAAUGUGGGAAAUGGGAGGAGUACACUCGUCAAUUUGCAAAAUGCAGACGGUGCAGGCGUACGAAGUACUGUAGCAAGGAAUGCCAAAAAAGCGCAUGGGUUUACCAUAGACAUUGGUGCGUUCAAGCGCAGCAGUAG
This is a messenger RNA of Morchella sextelata, 1722 nucleotides long. RefSeq lists its product as uncharacterized. Gene Ontology annotation, biological process: ubiquitin-dependent protein catabolic process; establishment or maintenance of cell polarity. Gene Ontology annotation, cellular component: MUB1-RAD6-UBR2 ubiquitin ligase complex. Bases 1 to 1722 code for a protein of 573 amino acids. Lineage: Eukaryota; Fungi; Ascomycota; Pezizomycetes; Pezizales; Morchellaceae. The record is from RefSeq and is a predicted model, not a curated record. The transcript is spliced from 2 exons.